Cyclocybe aegerita is the source of this 1203-nucleotide messenger RNA. Lineage: Eukaryota; Fungi; Basidiomycota; Agaricomycetes; Agaricales; Hemipholiotaceae. The record is from the annotation of a GenBank genome assembly.
AUGCGCUUGCCCUUGUCACCGUUCGUGUUUUUGGUUCCUCUCUUCGCGUCCGUUGCAGCAACGGGAUCGGACCUUCCUUCUGCGAGGGUGCACUGUACUCUGGCUGCGAGUGGUGGUGAUGAUGCGCCCCAAUUCCUACGAGCUGUCAGGGCAUGCCCAGUCGUCACAAUUCCGGCUUCGACCACAAUAAUCAUACAAACCCGGUUGGAUAUGACGGGCCUCAGGAACAGACACAUCAAAUUGCAAGGAAAGAUCAGAUUCGAUCCAGAUAUUCCUUAUUGGACUGGGAAUGCUUUUUUCAUUCCAUUUCAAACGCAAGUGACAUUUUGGCUUUUGGGAGGGGAAAACAUCCUAUUCGAUGGCGGCGGAACGUUGGACGGCGCUGGUCAGGCGUGGUGGGAUUCGUACGUCACAAAUACUUCCCUCCUUCGCCCCAUUACCCUCACCAUCUACCAAGCCAAAAAUGCCCUGGUUCACAGCAUCCAGAUGAUCAACGGUCCGGAGUGGUUCAACCUUGUCAACGAAGGUGAACACGUUAUCUAUAAGAAUAUCAGCAUCAGUGCCGUUUCCACCUCCAACAACAUGCCGAGGAACAGCGACGGAUGGGACAUAUAUCGAAGCAACGACGUUACCAUCGUGGACUCGAUUAUCCACAACGACGACGACUGCGUCUCGUUUAAACCAAAUUCGACAAAUGUCCGCGUCGAAAAUUUGGAUUGCACUGGAUCUCAUGGUAUAUCAGUUGGGUCUCUUGGCCAAUAUCCUGGAGUGUAUGACAUUGUCGAAAAUGUGUUCGUCAAGAAUAUCAAGAUGGCGAAUGCUCAAAAUGGUGCGAGGGUCAAAGCAUGGGCAGGCCCGAACGUGGGCAGCGGCACCGUCAAAAAUAUCACGUUCCAAAACUUCAUCGAGACAGCAGUCGAUAACCCGGUUGUCAUCGAUCAGUGUUACAUGACCAACACGACCGCUUGUGCUCAAUUUCCGUCUAAUAUCUAUAUUCAGGAUAUCUGGUUCAAUAAUAUUACUGGCACUGGGACCCGCUCGGUCGUCGCGUCUUUAUUGUGCUCUCCGGACGGUCGCUGCUCGAAUAUCAAUGUCAAUGAUUUUAGCCUCUCUUACCCAGCUGGCAUGGCGCGAUACAGUUGCCAAAACGUCAACCUUACCGGCAAUGCUGCCUCUCUGUUCUCUCCUUGCACCGUCACAUAG